GGCCGGGCUUCAGUGGCUGGGGAGGAAAGGUUCUUGUCUCGGGAAUGUAUUAGAGGAGCCAUGGCCUCGACCGAGAGAAGACACGAUCUGCAUUUAACAAGCUCAGGCGUCGGGCUGCAUUACACCCCGGCCAGAUACUUCCCACCCUCUGACUUCAAAUCAUUUCUGAAAGAUCCAGUCCCUCUGAAACUGAGGGAAAGAGACACUCUUCAUCCCUAUGAUGAAGUUUUUAAUAACUUUGAAACCACCACUGGCUCAACUCAUAAUCUGAAGACCAUUGGAGGUGUACUUGGCCAUCCACACCACGUAAAAUUUCCCAAUCACUGGAAUGUUCAUUACAUUACAGAUUUGUCAGAAAAGCUGAGCAGGCGAGACUGGAGGACUCCUCUGAAUAUGGCUAACCAAACGAGUGAGAUGAAGGACAAAUACACUGGGAGGCUUCCGCAAACCCUGGAGACUGCAUUUAAGGCUGGGCCUCAGCCGUUCAAUCUGGCCAACCAUCACACAAAUGGACCAUCUAAAAAUAUCAUCGCCAGUACAGAGAAUCCAGCCCUGACCAGUCAGGAGUAUUAUGUACGAGACAAAGAUGUUCUGCGUCUCAACGACAUUUAUUUAACCACGACUAACAAGGAUUUCAGGGCCUUUAAGAAGGAGGAGUUGGAAGGUUUUCCAAAGAAAGACAUAGCAACGUACUGGGAAAUGGAAGACUAUCCGAAGACCUGGGGCCAUGGCCUGAAGGAGAAUCCUCUGCCCAAAGAUGCCCAGAGGAUCAUUCGUGGCCCUGGCCCGAUGAUUGACCCCAGUGUGUUCAAAUCGGCCACCAGAAUUCCUCCACUCCCCAGGCGCCUGCCGCCUGUCCCAAAUCGGGGACUCAAGACACAAUACCAGGAUGUGUACCAGCAGCCCAAUGAUGUCAAGCGCAAACAGGACCUGUAUUACCAACUGCAGGCCCCCUGGGUGGUGACCCGGGAGGGCUCAACCCCAGAGAUCCUGUCUGUUCCUCACAUGUACAAGACGGAAUAUAUGUCGUACGGGAAUGAGCGGCCCGUGAUCAUGUAAAAGGAAAAUGUGGUGCCUCCUCUUCCAAAAAAAAAGAAAAUUCAGCCCUGAGUGAUUAGUUCAGAUUUUGCAAUGGUGAUUAUUUUGGAAACCUGCAUCUGAAACAUAGAAUCAUAUAUCACAGAAGGUGGCCAUCCAGCCUCCCAUCCCUGUACUGGGUCUCUGAAAGAGCUAUCCAAUUAGUUUCACUCUCCUGCUUUUCCCCUUUUCUUAACAAAAAUCCUUUUAAGAUUUAUUCAAUUCCUUUUUGAAAAUUACUAUUGACUCUGCCUGACUGCCCUCUCAAACAGGCAGCAUGUUACAGAUCACAAGCACUUGUUGCGUGGAUAAUUUCUCAUUUACUCCACCUCAAUCAACGAGAAAUUUUUCUCCACGAAGCUGGUCUUUUCUGAUUACUGAGCCUCUUGCUAAUGAAAACAGUUUUUCCUCAUUGAUCAAACCCCUUCAUAAUGUUGAAGAACUUUAUUCAGUUGCAACCCCUUCCCUUCCCUUCCUGAAUCAGAGUUUACAAUUCCUAAUGAUAUCCCUCUCAUGUGAUAGAUUCUUGUCAGUUUCCUUAGAAGCACCUCCCAAAUCAGUCAGUCAGUGCCAGCCUUUUUAGUUAUACUGCCACAUAGCAAUACAAUACAUGAAGAUUGGGAAAUAAAUAACUGAAAUAUUUAUAAGCAUUAUUUUUUCAAAUAUAUUUCUCUGGGUUUUUAUUUUAAGUGAUCAAACUUUCAGGAGGAACAUGGCAAUACAGGGAAUAGAGCAGGAGUAAGCCAUUUGGCCUAUCGCCAGUUAUCCAUCAUUUGACUAGAUCAUGGUUGAUCAUUUGUCUCAAAGCCAUAUUCACGCACAGUCUCUAUAUCCCUCAAUAUCUAUCAGCCUCGACCCUUACACUCGAUGACUGUAUCUCCACAGCAGUGUACCCACAAAUUAUUGAUCAAUAGCACUGCAUUGGGAGGACAGAAAACAGAUCAGAAAUAAUUAAUUAAACUGAGAAGAUGGGAUGUUUACAGUGUGAUUUAUUUAUUUCACCUUUGGAAUGAGGUAGCCAGGUGCAUGUAGUUAUCAAUCCUGCUGCUCUUAGAUAACAUGGUGUAGAGCUGGAUGAACACAGCAGGCUCUUUGUGUGUUCCAAAUGCACAGGCAGUGUUCGCUCUGCAAUAAUGGAGAAAAAUAUCCAAGCCAAUUUGUGCACAGUUAGUUCCUGCGAACAGAAUGGUGAUUAAUGGCCUUAAACAUUCUCUCCUUAAUCCACAGGUGUCCAUUCUGCCAUCCGCAAUACCCCACUGCAGCAAAUCGCCGCGAUUCUUUUGAAGGCACCUUUCAAACCUGUGCCAUCUACCACCUGAGAUUGGCAUGGGAACACCGGUGCCUGCAAGUCCCCACUCCAUACACCAUCUUGAUUUCUAAUUACAUUGCCCUUGCUUCAAAUGUCUGUGUCAAAAUUCUAGAAUAGCCCCUCGACAGUCCAAGGGGUUGCAGUUCAAGAAGGCAGCAGCUCGCUGGCACCUUCUCCAGGGAAUCCCACGCCAGAUAAUAAAAAUGCUGGCCUUGCCGGCCAAGCCCAAAUACCAUCAAAGAAUGGAAAAAAAAACACAAUCUAUUUUAGGGCUACUGCUUGAGAGAGAAAUACUGACUGGGACAGAUAAGCUGAUUACAGAGUAGCAACAAAUCCUAUGCAAUGACUUCAUGCUUCUUGGGCUUUAAGUUCCAUUUAUUUUGCAGAAAUGAUGUAAGCAGCAAUCAUGGACACUCUCAUGUUUAUCUGAACUCAUUUCACCUCUCGUAUUCCACUGUUGGAUGUAGGGAACAGGGACAGCCAUUAAUGAAGUUUAUCCAAUCCCUCUCUAAUACAGUUUUACACCACUGUAUUCACACCAGUCAUAAAGUCAUUGAGUCAUACAGCACAGAAAACAGACCUUUUGGUCCACACCAGCCAUGUUCCCAAACUAAACUAGUCCCACCUGCCUGCACUUGGCCCAUAUCCAUCCAAACCUUUCCUAUUUGUGUACUUAUCCAAACAUCUUUUACAUGUUGUAACUGUAUCCGCAUCCACCAUCUCCUUUGGAAGCUCAUUCCACACAUAAACUACGAUGUCCAUGUUAAAAAAAUUACCCCUCAUCUUUUUUACAUCUUUCUCUUCUCACCUUGAAAUUCUUGAAAUCCCCCACCCUACUGAAAAGACACCUGCCAUUCACUUUAUCUAUACACCUCAUGGUUUUGUAAAUGUCUAACAAAGCCUUCCUAUAGUGUGGCAAACAGAUCUGCACACAGUAUUCCAG
Messenger RNA from Stegostoma tigrinum, 3329 nucleotides. RefSeq lists its product as uncharacterized. The coding region runs from base 61 to 1059 and encodes 332 amino acids. NCBI's taxonomy places the organism in Eukaryota, Metazoa, Chordata, Chondrichthyes, Orectolobiformes, Stegostomatidae. The record is from RefSeq and is a predicted model, not a curated record. The transcript has 5 exons.